GGCUUAUUCAUAGACCUUGACCUUGGAACCCCGCAAUACACCACCCAUCUCUCUAGCUCUCAUAAACCAUUCGGUGUCCCACUUCAUCAGUUCGUUGUCAAACAUAAGCCCUCGAAACCCGUCUCAAGCCGAAGCGCAUCGCAUCCUCGACCGGGUGGGGUGGCAUUCAACCACCAAAAACCACCAGCAACACUCGACGCAAUUGCGAAUCUGCGUGGCAAGAGUCGGCCUUGAGGCCUGACCGCCCCGUUCCCGCGCCGUGACCAUGUCCCAGUACGGCGCCCCGACCUCGGUCAACUCUGCAUCAACCUCUCAACAGCAGCAAUCCCCCACUGCCCAGCACCAGCAACACCCCCCUUCAACGCAACCGGCAAACGCAUCUGGAGCAUCGCUGUCUGCCGCUCAGCACAAGCGUGUCUAUCAGGCAUGUAUACCGUGUCGUCGGAGAAAGGUCCGAUGUGACCUGGGCAGUGUUGACAACCCACACGACCCCCCUUGUGUCCGUUGUCGAAGAGAAUCCAAGGAGUGCUACUUCAGCGCCACCCGCCGCAAGCGCAAGAACGAUGAAGAUGGCGAAGAAGACUACGUGAUUCGUAACGGUCGCAAAAGGCAUGCUUCCGAUGCGUCCCCGCCUCCGUUUAACAGGGGAGUCUCUUACACCGAUGCCCCUUUGACACCUGGAGGAUCAAGCGGACGAACGCAGCCAUUGAGGCGACCCGAUUUCGACAGGAAGGACAGUAGAAGUACCUCCUUCUCGGGUGUUGGCGAAGACGCCAGCGCUCGACUGGAGAACUUCGAGGCGCAAACUAUCAUGAGGAAGGAAGUAUAUGGCCCACACGACGCUCUGGAUUUGCUCUAUAAAGCUGCAACCGACCAUCCACAUGCGCAUGUCCACCAAGACAGCGGUACGUCAAAUACACAGCCAUCACAAUCUCAUUCGACGAACCGCACUACCCCGAGAGAGGCUAUCACGAAUGGUCACCCUACUAGUCGGGUGCAGGCGCGGUCUGCAGAACCAAUCGAUCCCCGAUUGUUGCCAUCUGCCAACACCAAGGAAGGCCAGAAAGAGGCACUGGAAAAGAGGCUAGAUGUACGACAUGAGGACGGCUAUGAAGAGGCAUUGAAGUCGUGGGGACGAUUCCGUUUUGUUAGAGCGGGCUGGUUCACCAGGGAGGAAGCCGUCAAAUACAUCACAUAUUACUAUGAGUUUCUCUCACCUAUGACGCCCAUAUCCCCCCCAACAUAUCGUGCUCCGGCGUCUCACCCGAUCCUCUUGACCGAGGAGCCUAUCUUAACGGUAACAUUGUUAACAAUUGCCUCACGAUAUUACCAAAUCAACACGACCGGAGGCCAUUGCCGCUCACACGCAAUUCACGAGGAACUUUGGAGAUAUUUGCGCCGCAUGAUCGAGCGAUGCUUGUGGGGACAGGAGGCAUUUGGUGGUGGUUUUUGUGGCUCGGGCGCUGAUCAGACCUCCAGUACCGCACCUGAGCGAGGUUUGAGAAAAGGCAGUCUCCGCACAUUGGGCACCAUCGAGUCGCUAAUGAUCCUCACCGAGUGGCAUCCGCGAGCACUGCAUUUCCCACCAGAGGAAGCAAUUGAUGAGCUCAUGCUGCCGUCAUACGACCUACCUCACAUUGUGGGUUUAGACGAUGAUCCCAACCGCCAGAACGGCAACGGCAGUCUCGGCGAAAGACGGAUUGAAGGAUGGCUUGAACCCGCCUGGAGGAGCGACCGUAUGUGCUGGAUGCUGCUUAGCACUGCCAUGGCUCUUGCCUAUGAGCUGGGUGUCUUUGAUAACAUCGACGUCGUGCUCGCUGAUAUCACUCGGCCCGAGUACGAGGAUGAGGGCUACCGCCUACGAGCUACACGUAUCAAGCGCCUGCUGAUGAUCUAUCUUACGCAGUUGGCUGGUCGUCUAGGCUGGACAAACAUGGUUCCUGAGAGUAUCCGUGUGACUGACCCUUACCACUCGGGAGUAAGGAGGCCGAAUAGCCAUGAGGGGAACACACCAGGCACAAACAUUUCCAAUUUGUCCAACAUCAACUACGUUCCAGACAUUGAGCUUGAUGACCAAAUUAUACAUUGCUGGGUUGGCAUUAGCAAUGCUAUGCAUAUGGGAAACGAAAAACUCUUUAGAUCGCAUAAGCAUACAACGCAUAUCAUCCAGAGCGGAGAGUACACUACGGAGUUGCAGAAGUUUCAGCCAAUUCUGAAAGAUUGGUGGAAAACAUUCGAGCAAAUCCGCAUGCCCACCUUCAUCCGCCAUAUUCUCACCAUCGAAUAUGAGUAUGUCAGAAUCUACGUCAACUCACUCGCUUUACAAGCUGUCGUGGAAAGAUCUACAACAAAUGCAGUCAACCCCCAUAAUACCAUACCUAAUUUUCAUCACAACGCUGUGGGUGCACCACCGACCCAGAUACAGACACAGACCCUCCUGGGCUCCCUGCCUCUUGGCACCCUAGGUGGAUUCGGUGUAGAGGACCAGGAGUUUAUAAAAGAGGUUGUCAAUGGAUGUCGCAAUUUGUUGACGACAGUCGUCGAUGGGCUUCUUCCAGGAGGUUACUUGAAGCAUGCUCCGGUCCGUACCUAUUUCAGGAUCAUUAGCGGUGCUAUGUUCUUGCUCAAGACAUUUGCCCUUGGUGCCCCUAAAUCUGAUGUAGAGAUGAGUAUCAACCUUAUGGAUCGCACAGUUGAUGCUUUACGAGACUGCGUCGUAGACGAUGUUCAUCUCGGAACCCGGUUUGGCGAUUUGCUCGAGUCUCUUACUCUGCGUCUGAGAGUUCGAUUCAAGCAUGCUCCAAAUCACCAGGCGGGUGAAACAAGCAAGGCGGGCAGCGUUAAUGGACACGCGAGUGGAAUUGACUCAACAUACACGGAGCACGCCCUGAAGCUUCGGGAUGGUCUAUUAGCACCUGGUAAGUCGACAACGGUUGUUGGACAAGUUUUCUUGUGUCGUCUAAUAGCAGCAAUUUUCUUUUCUUGAAUGCAGGUCUUGCUAAUUAUCAUAUAGAUCGAUCGACCACGCCUGCUUUGCCAAUUUCGGCAACGCCCUUUGAUAAUACCG
Molecule: messenger RNA, 3067 nt
Organism: Truncatella angustata
Lineage: Eukaryota; Fungi; Ascomycota; Sordariomycetes; Amphisphaeriales; Sporocadaceae
Exons: 2
Coding region: 266-2986 (906 amino acids)
Biological process (GO): positive regulation of transcription by RNA polymerase II; aromatic amino acid catabolic process
Cellular component (GO): nucleus
Molecular function (GO): zinc ion binding; DNA-binding transcription factor activity, RNA polymerase II-specific
Source: RefSeq, a predicted model, not a curated record